Molecule: messenger RNA, 1863 nt
Organism: Oncorhynchus masou masou (cherry salmon)
Lineage: Eukaryota; Metazoa; Chordata; Actinopteri; Salmoniformes; Salmonidae
Product: E3 ubiquitin-protein ligase RNF115-like
Exons: 9
Coding region: 40-951 (303 amino acids)
Biological process (GO): protein ubiquitination
Cellular component (GO): cytoplasm
Molecular function (GO): ubiquitin protein ligase activity
Source: RefSeq, a predicted model, not a curated record
CUACCAUACAGACGUCAGUGACUGUAUGCUACCGUGAAGAUGGCGGAGGCUGCGGCGGCACCACAAAACCGUUUUUUCUGUCACUGUUGUAAAGGUGAAAUCGACCCGAAACUCCCGGAAUUCACAUGCCCCAGGUGUGAGUCCGAUUUCAUUGAGGAGGUGACAGAAGGCUCCAGUCUCUUGGAGAACAGCAGCACUGCAGAGGCCAAUGAUGAUGCAGGCACACUCUUUUCAGAGCUGUGGCAGCUGCUGUUUAUGGAACACUCUGCUCUUCUCUCGGACCCCUCCACCUCUGAGUCUGAGUCUGACCAGAGCCAUCUACAGGCUGCCGCAGUGGAGGGAGACGUAGAGGGCCCUUCUGAAGUGCCUGUGGCCUCUGUGGGAGGCACAGAUCCUUUAGUGCCUGAACCGGAACGCCCCUCUCGUCCGCCUAGCCAGGGGAGGCGACAGUCCCACACGCCAGCAGUGGAGGGUAUUGUGCAGCAGUUUUUGGCUGGUCUGUUUGCCAACAAUGGAAAUCCAGGCAUCGCACCAGCUGCACUGUCUGGCAUGCUCCAUUCAAAUCCAGGGGACUAUGCCUGGGGUCAGGGAGGUCUAGACGCAGUUAUCACAGAGUUGUUAGGUCAGUUUGAGGGCACAGGUCCACCUCCUGCAGAGAAGGAGAUGAUCUCAUCCCUCCCCACAGUCAACGUCUCUCAAGAACAGACAGAUAGCAGACUGGAGUGUCCAGUAUGUAGGGAGGAGUACUCCAUGGGAGAGUCUGUCAAACAGCUGCCCUGCCUCCAUUAUUUCCACAGUGACUGCAUAGUGCCAUGGCUUGAACUGCACGAUACCUGUCCUGUGUGUCGUAAAAGUCUUGACGGCAUCGACCAGAGCAUCCAGCCCCCACCAGAAACCCCAGAGCCCCUCUCCAUCAGGACAGACCCUCAGGAGGAGAGACAGGCUAUUUGAGGAUUAGGCCUCCCUCUCUUCGACCUGUCUGGCAUCUCUUCUUCCCUUUACUCCUGAACGAGGCUCAUCUCUAUCCUCAUGCCUCGUCUUUGACCAUGCGUUUAUUGAAGAGACAUAUUUCAAUUCAACUGUGCCUCAUUGUCAAAAUUCAACUCUCCUCAAAAAUUCACUUCACAAUGCAUUUACUAGGGAACUUUGUUUGACUUUAGAAAGUUGCAAUAUGCCUGCAGUAUCACCUCACCUGCAAAUGGUUCCAACUGUUUUCUGACAAAAUGUUAUGGAUUCAAUUUGUCCCUUCGUAGUGGUAUUUCCCCCAGUGUUCUGAUUGGCUCUCAUUUUGUAUUCAAACCACAUGAACUGACAUCCUUGAGCCACAGAGAAGUGACAAAUGUGAUGAAAUUAGAUAAAUUGGGGAAAAUCCUAAAAGGUGAGCUAAACUCACUCUCUUGCGUUGAUGCUCUGGGUUAGAUCAUUUGCCCACUGUUCUCGCCGACAUCUUUGGUUGCAUCCCAAUAAUCUCUCCUUUCUCCUGAAGGGUACACUUGUUCACUUCAUGGAUUUGAAAGGAAAUGACUGGUAUAUGGAAACUCCUUCCAGUCCAUGCAUGCUACACCAAUCCAAUGCUUUCACAUUUGUGGGGAGUAGUGAAUGAGUACACACUUCCGUAGGAAGAAAUUCAAAUUCUCCCGUCUCCCGCUUCCUCUUAAUCUCACAUGCAGUAUUUGUUAAUAAUGUCCACCUCUCUUUAUGGCCCCUAUUAAACCCUAAUACUUUGUCCUUUACACUAUCCACCUCCUUCAUGUUCUAACUUUAUGCACUUUUCUAAUGCAUUAGUAUCUUGCCUCUUUCAAUCAUUCUGUUUUUAAUACGUACAAGUCACAGCAAAAUAAUAAAUAUGUUUUUAGUAUUUGA